AUGGAUGUUGCUAAAAUUCUUCACAUGAAUGGAGGAAUUGGAGACUCUAGCUAUGCAAAAAAUUCAUUGCUUCAGCAUAAGGUGAUCCUCAUGACAAAGUCAAUAACAGAUGAAGCUAUUUCUGCACUCUACAACAACAUUUUCCCUAGAGAAAUCAUACGCAUUGCGGAUUUAGGCUGUUCAUCUGGACCUAACACUUUUUUGACAAUCAGCGAACUCAUUAAGACAAUCGAUAACGAAAGAAAAAAGAAAUGUCAUAAGUCGUUGGAAAUUCAUAUUUUUUUGAAUGAUCUUCCUAGCAAUGAUUUUAAUACGAUUUUUCGAUCGUUAUCAACAUUCUACGAAGAAGAUUUGAGGAAAUAUGAUAUGGGAAGGGAUGAAUUAUUUGUUGCAGGAGUUGCUGGUUCAUUUUAUACUAGACUUUUCCCUUCUAAUAGUCUACAUAUUAUUCACUCCUCUUAUAGUCUACACUGGCUUUCUCAAGUUCCCGAUGGAAUAGAGAAUAACAAGGGAAAUAUAUACCUAACAAGUACAAGCCCACCAAAUGUGGUUAAAGGUUAUUACGAACAAUAUGAAAGAGAUUUUGUAACAUUUCUAACGUAUCGAUCGAAAGAAUUGGUGAAAAAUGGACGUAUGGUAUUGACUAUGUUGGGGAGAAAAAACAAAGAUCGCUAUAGUAAAGGGUGUUCCUAUGAGUGGGAGCUUUUGGCCAUGACCCUUAAAUUUUUUAUCGCGCAGGGAUCAAUAGACGAAAAGAAAGUGGAUUCAUUCAAUAUUCCUCUAUACAAUCCAUCUCCAAAAGAAGUGACGUAUAUAGUUGAAAAGGAGGGAUCUUUCACCAUUGACAUCUUGAAAACUUCAAAAAUUCAUAGAAAUUCUUGUGAUGGUGAGAAAUAUAAUAUGGUACAAAGUUUUAGAUCUGUGGCUGAACCUUUGCUUGUUAGCCAUUUUGGUCAUGAUGAAUUGAAUAUGGAUCAAGUGUUUCACAAGUAUAACGAAAUAUUUGUGAACGAUUGCAGGGCAAAAGAAAAAAUUAUGUUUGUAAAUGUUAGUGUCUCCUUGUACAAAAGAAAUUAG
Messenger RNA from Solanum verrucosum, 1077 nucleotides. Its product is annotated as S-adenosyl-L-methionine:benzoic acid/salicylic acid carboxyl methyltransferase 2-like. Bases 1 to 1077 code for a protein of 358 amino acids. Lineage: Eukaryota; Viridiplantae; Streptophyta; Magnoliopsida; Solanales; Solanaceae. Gene Ontology annotation, biological process: methylation. Gene Ontology annotation, molecular function: S-adenosylmethionine-dependent methyltransferase activity. The record is from RefSeq and is a predicted model, not a curated record. The transcript is spliced from 4 exons.